This is a messenger RNA of Penaeus vannamei (Pacific white shrimp), 3145 nucleotides long. Its product is annotated as heme transporter hrg1-A. Gene Ontology annotation, molecular function: heme transmembrane transporter activity; heme binding. Gene Ontology annotation, cellular component: plasma membrane; lysosomal membrane. The record is from RefSeq and is a predicted model, not a curated record. Lineage: Eukaryota; Metazoa; Arthropoda; Malacostraca; Decapoda; Penaeidae. Gene Ontology annotation, biological process: heme transport.
ACAGGAUGACCUAACCCAAGGUUGUAAGAUUACUCGUCUGUGUAAAAAUAAAGAGCUUGAGUAACUCGGCCCUUUUCGGUUGGAGAAUCAGUGUGUCUGUGAUGGAGUCCUUUGUGCCACUGCUCGUGUCGGGGGAAGACAAUCUUAACAAGUGGGGAGGCAGAAUCCGCAACACAAUGGCUCGGCGUGGUGGUUGUUGCAUGUACUUCAAUCUUGUCAUGGCUGUGAUUGGCACCUUUGGAGGAUGGUCAGCCUUUGUCGUUUUCUUCUUUCACUUCACAAACCACCAAGCGGGUAUUUGGGCAUUUGUGUCAGGAACAUAUGCAGCAAUGACACUGUUCAUUCACAUUCUGUACAAACGCCACACCUUGGAGACUUGGUACACGCCCGAAAACUUGAUUCAGAUACGUCUGCUUGGUCUUCUUGGGCUCCUUGCUGGUCUUGGAGCAUUUGGGGCGUAUGUAGGCAUUGCCAUCUCCAAUCAUGAAGACAUGCCAUCAAUGACGAACAUUGCAACAAGCCAUUACUUUAUGGCAAUAUGGGCCUUCCUUUCCCUGAAGUGGGGUGCGUCUCUCAUGGGUUUCUCACAUGUCUAUCGCAAGAGGCUGCUGGAGGAGUACCACCCACUCUUGGCUUGAGGUGGACCCAGGAGGAACCUUUCACAUCAAUAGUUGGUUUAUGUAAUGAUUUAUAAACUAAAGGAUUUUAUUUUGGGAUUUGUGAUUUUAAUGUAAUGAAGAUACAUGAGAUUUAUUUUGUCUGAACAAUGAUUAUAUGAUAUGAAUUAGCUUUAAUUAAAUGUUUUUGAGAAAGCAUUUUUAGUUCAUAUGAUUAAUUCAGCAGCUAUUAUGAUUGGUACUUUUACCAAUAUUUAUGAUUUCUCACGCUAAAGGGAGCUUUUCUGCUCCAACCAAAUCAGGCAUCGGAUAUUUAACCUUAGAUACUCAGAAUGCCCAUUUAUUUAGCAGUCUGUUUAAGAUUUGCUCUUGGUGAGGGCAGGGCAUCAUUGAUUGAGGGACAUUUUUUUCUGAAAUCUCCUCCCCUGAUUCUUAGGUGCAAAAUACAAUAUUUGAUUCAGUAGGGAUAAAGUUACUCAGCUAUUUUUGCUUAAUCUUUCUUUUACUUCUGGAAUGACAGACAGUGAACCCAGUAACAUUUGUUUGGUCCCAUGCAACAAAUGCCUACACUUGUGGACUGUAUAAUGAGUGCAUAUCUAUUAUGUACGUCCAUAAUGUGCCUAAUGCUUCUGUUACAGACACCGUUCUUGAGACAUAAUGCUCUGCAAAGGCUUGUAUAUAUUGAUAAAAUUUUAUUAAUUGAAAAUAUCUUCAUAUGUAGUGUUCUUUGCAUGGUUAUAUUGAAGAAUGUAUGUGCAAAAAGGUAUUCCUCUUCUAUAACAUGUGGCUCUGGUAUAACUGAAUAACAUACAGAGAUGAUAUUUUUUGCAAUAGUUUUUAAAGUUUUAUAUCAGUAUCAAAGCUCUGUAUAAGAUGUUUAUGUUUAAAUUACAAAACAAUACAGACUGAAGGAAUUUUGAUUUGAAAUUGUUUUGUGGUAAAUCACGUAACAAUUUCAUCCAAGACUUUUAGUUUGUGAGAAAGAGAAGAAAGUGGUUUCCCUCGCAGGAAUCAGAGUGGAAGAAAUUUCCAGAAUUAUAUACAUGGAAUGUUUUAAAACUUUAUUCUAGAUUUUAACUCUAAUACAUUAUACUUCUGUUUUGUAUCUUGUACUAGUUUUUUAUUGUUUGUUAUUUUUAUAAUGGCUGUUGUAUGAUAAUGAUAAUUCAAAGACAUGUAUGAAGAUGUAUGAAAUUUCUAAGAUUAGAUAUACUAUCUACUGAAAAGUAGACUUCAGGUAAAUGCUAAUAGGAUUCAUAUGUCAGUAUUGUCACAGUUAAUGAUAAUUGCAACUUCAAGUAUGUUAUGAUUAGUUCAUAAAUUGAUAGUCAAGAAGCUCCUGAGAUGGCACUUUGAUAGACCAGUUGGUGCUCCUUCUGUGGUUGUGUGAUUCUAGUGUUAAGUGAAAGAUCUUAACUUAUUGACCCUGGUUUUAUUUCUGCUGCAGUUUUUAAUUUGUUUUGUUGCACACUCUACAAGUGCUCAGCCACCAGGGGUCAAUUAGGAGACCCAGGUGACCAUGCCUGAUUUACCCAUUCCUUAAAUUUACAGGAUUUUUUCUUCUUCAUCUUCACCUUCUUCUCUCUAAUCCUAUUGAGAUCAGUACUGUUAUUGUUAUGAUUGUAGCUGUGAUUAUAAUAAAAAUUCUAAAAUGAUAAGAAUGAAUCUCUCCAACAAUUAAGGAAAAUGUUAAACCAGUGAGAUAGGUAGGACUGAUAAUGGGCUUCUUGGUGACUAAGCACUUGUAGACCUGUGUGUGUCUAUAUGCAGUUGAUAAACUAAAAUUACCAGGGACAUGUCAUGAGUGCCAUGCCAUUGGCAGUGAUUGGGUUGGUGGUUUCUUUUGCUCAUAGGCACUGUAUAGUAGUCAGGAACUGUACUGUCUAACAGGGAAGAGAUUUGUUAUGAAUGGAUUUAGGUAAUGCUGCAUAGAUGAUUUAUGAAUAAUAGUAAUGUUUUACAAAGAAAUCUCAUCCUUUACUUCUUAAUUGCACCGUUACUAAGCUUAAAUACUCUGAAAUAAGUAUACAUUUCCAUAUCUUGCAGUUGAUAGUUUCAACACUUCACACCUGCGUGGGUUCCUCUUUGUAUGGGUAAUGUACAAAGAAUUUAUACUGUAACUUGUGUGUACAACUUUUUCUACUUCAAUGUCAGUAAUGCUUUUUUCACUCUCAAUUUUAUUCUUAUAUAAUCCAAAUAUAAAAAUGUUUUGAAUGUAGUUUUUUCACCAAUUUACAUGAUACCUUGAUGAGACUGAAGUGACUUUCAAUUCAUUUCCAAUAAUGAUUUUCAGCUUUAUUGCUGGCAUUAUCACAGCAGAAUAGAAAGGGAGUUUAUUGAUUUGCUUGACUCUUAGCUAACAAUAUGAUUCAAGAAAAUGGCUUUCAUGCUUGUUCUCUGUGAAUUUGAAUAGAUAUGAAAUGCAAGCAUUACUUGCAUGAAUCUUGCCUCAAAGAUUGAUUCUCUUCUGUGAUUUUUAGAUUAUAUGGUAGUGUAUAUUAAGUAAUAAAGAUUCUAUAUCAUACGUG